ACGCGCACACCCCCUCCCCUCCCUCCCCGCGCGCCGCCCGCCCCGCCGGCCCCGCUCGCCCUCGCGCGCUCGGAAGGGAGUCGCGAGACGUCGGAGCGGCGGCCACGUAGCGCUGCGGCGGCGGCGGCGGCGGCGGCGGCGGCCGAGGCCGGGUCUGCAGAGCGGCCCUGAGUACAGACGUUGGGCGGGGGGGAGGGGCCGGCCCGGCCGGCGGUUGUUACUCGAGCACCGCGGCUACAGGCCCCCCGCCGCAGGAUGGACCGCCGAGGCGGCGGUCGGGGCGGCGGAGGCGGAGGCGGCCGGCCCGGAUAAGAUGCUCCAAGCCACCCGCAGCUGUCUUCAAAAGGAAAAUCACUAGUGCUCUGCUCUCGCCGUAACACCAAGCCUUUUCACUUGCGCUUUGGUGCUGCAGCACUGGAAGGAUUGCUCGCAGGUCCCUGGGUACCUUUUUUGUCGUUCGGAUGGUUCUUUGUGGAUGGAAAAAGAUUUGAGUAUUGAUAAUUGCCCUGUUUUAAAGCUAUUUCAUUUCUCUACAGUCUGAACUGCUUAACAGAUUGGGCCACUUCCCAAUGAGCCACACAGCCAGCCCCUGCCAGGAGCUGGCCGAGAACUGCGCUGCGCAUGCAGCAGGAAUGGCACAGGAAGACGGCUGUCGUGGUCAAGCGCCGUCUGCCUUUUAUCAUGGUGCCAGCCAGGAACUCGACCUGUCCACCAAAGUGUACAAGAGGGAGUCGGGAAGUCCUUACUCUGCCUUAGUGGACGCCAAGAUGAGCAAACCGCACCUGCACGACACCGAGGAACAGCCCUAUUUCAGGGAGACAAGGGCCGUGUCUGACGCGCACGCCGUUAAAGAAGACCGGGAGAACUCUGAUGACACCGAAGAGGAGGAGGAGGAAGUCUCUUACAAAAGGGAGCAGAUCAUAGUGGAGGUAAACCUUAAUAAUCAAACAUUAAAUGUGUCUAAAGGGGAAAAGGGUGUCUCUUCCCAGUCCAAAGAGACUCCUGCUCUUAAGACAAGCAGUGAGGAGGAAGAGGAAGAGAGUGAGGAAGAGCCCACAGACGACAGCAGCGACUACGGCGAGAACGAGAGGCAGAAGAAAAAGGAGAAGGCGGCGGCGAAGGUCAGCGUCGCCCAGAGGAGGACGCGGAGGGCGGCCUCUGUAGCCGCAGCCGCCGCUUCCCCCGCUCCCCGAGCUACGAGAGGCCGUAGGAAGAGCGUAGAGCCACCUAAGCGUAAGAAGCGGGCUGCAAAGGAGCCCAAAGCGCCAGUCCAGAAAGCUAAGUGUGAAGAGAAAGAGACUCUGACCUGUGAGAAGUGCCCCAGGGUGUUUAAUACUCGCUGGUACCUGGAAAAGCACAUGAACGUUACUCACAGGCGCAUGCAGAUUUGCGAUAAGUGUGGCAAGAAGUUUGUCCUGGAGAGUGAGCUGUCCCUUCACCAGCAAACAGACUGUGAAAAAAACAUUCAGUGUGUUUCCUGUAACAAAUCAUUCAAGAAACUCUGGUCCCUUCACGAGCACAUCAAGAUCGUCCACGGAUAUGCAGAGAAGAAAUUCUCCUGUGAGAUCUGCGAGAAGAAAUUCUACACCAUGGCUCACGUGCGGAAACACAUGGUCGCACACACAAAAGACAUGCCUUUUACAUGUGAAACCUGUGGAAAGUCAUUCAAACGCAGCAUGUCCCUCAAGGUGCACUCCCUGCAGCAUUCUGGAGAGAAGCCCUUCAGAUGUGAGAACUGUGACGAGAGGUUCCAGUACAAGUACCAGCUCCGCUCCCACAUGAGCAUCCACAUCGGGCACAAGCAGUUCAUGUGCCAGUGGUGCGGCAAGGACUUCAACAUGAAGCAGUACUUCGACGAGCACAUGAAGACGCACACUGGAGAGAAACCCUUUAUCUGUGAAAUCUGUGGCAAGAGCUUCACCAGCCGCCCCAACAUGAAGCGGCACCGCCGCACGCACACCGGCGAGAAGCCCUACCCGUGCGACGUGUGCGGCCAGCGGUUCCGCUUCUCCAACAUGCUCAAGGCCCACAAGGAGAAGUGCUUCCGGGUCACCAGCCCCGUGAACGUGCCGCCCGCCGUCCAGAUCCCACUCACGACCUCCCCCGCCGCCCCCGUGCCGUCCGCAGUGAACACCCCCACCACCCCCGCCCCCCCGAUGAACAUGAACCCCGUGAGCACUCUUCCCCCGCGGCCCAUCCCCCACCCCUUCUCGCACCUGCACAUCCACCCGCACCCCCAUCACCCCCACCACCUGCCCAUCCCCCCCGUGCCUCACCUGCCCCCGCCCCCGGCGCUCUUUAAGAGCGAGCCUUUAAACCACAGAGGCCAGGGCGAGGACAGCUUUCUGCGGCACCUGGCAGAGAAGAACAGUCCGGCACAGCAUCACUAACGGCCGUCUCCUCACGUGCGUUCUCCGCGAGCCGGGCGCCCACGUGCGAGCGCGCAGAGGGAGCUGGUGAGCGUGUCUGUGGCCGGCAGCCCCUCCGCGGCCUCCACCAGGAGCUCUGCCGCCGUCCCCGGGGAAUCAGCACCCCCCUGGGCGGGCGAGACCACCCCGAGCUCAUGGAGGGGACUGCCACCUAAACCAGGGGAACCACCAAACCGAAGCCCAACUUGCUUGCAUUUUCUGGUGACUUUUAUAAAUUUCAAGUACUCGGACUUGUGGAAUUUUAUAAUUUCAUAUCAGCCGAUGAGGUAUGCUUGCUUUUAUAUCCUGGACUUCUCCUCAAAGAGGGGACAGGCCUGGUUUCCUUUGUACUAAUCGGGAAGGCUGUGAGGUUAGCCCAGAGCAUUAAUUGUAUCACUGUGUAUCGUAAUGAAUUCUUUUCAGCUUUCGGUGCUCGCCACGGAGCCGAGCUCGCCCGUCUCACCGCAUAUCAAGCAUUAU
This is a messenger RNA of Phyllostomus discolor (pale spear-nosed bat), 2888 nucleotides long. It is a transcript of the gene ZNF652, whose product is annotated as zinc finger protein 652. Gene Ontology annotation, cellular component: nucleus. Lineage: Eukaryota; Metazoa; Chordata; Mammalia; Chiroptera; Phyllostomidae. Gene Ontology annotation, molecular function: DNA-binding transcription activator activity, RNA polymerase II-specific; RNA polymerase II cis-regulatory region sequence-specific DNA binding. Gene Ontology annotation, biological process: regulation of transcription by RNA polymerase II. The record is from RefSeq and is a predicted model, not a curated record.